Molecule: messenger RNA, 312 nt
Organism: Colletotrichum phormii
Lineage: Eukaryota; Fungi; Ascomycota; Sordariomycetes; Glomerellales; Glomerellaceae
Product: peptide chain release factor class I/class II
Exons: 2
Biological process (GO): translational termination
Cellular component (GO): mitochondrion
Molecular function (GO): translation release factor activity
Source: RefSeq, a predicted model, not a curated record
GACUCCGAUAUUGAGGAAUCCUACCUCAAAGGCAGCGGGCCGGGUGGUCAGAAGAUUAACAAGACGAGCUCGGCCGUGCAGCUCAAACACAUACCCACUGGCAUUGUCGUCAAGUCCCAAGCAACCCGAUCCCGGUCCCAGAACCGCAAGAUUGCCCGCGAAAUCUUGGCCGAGAAGAUUGACAACUUGCAGAAUGGCGACCAGAGUCGUGCCGCCAUUGUCGGCGAUGUGAAGCGCAAAAAGGCCGCCAGUGCAUCCAAGAAGAGCAAGAGAAAAUACCGUCAGCUCGAGGAAGAAAAAGAAAAUGAUGAG